CUUUCCGUUUAUUACUUUCCAUUGAUUCUUUUCGUUACUUUUCGUUUAAAAGAAAUUUUCGUUUAAAGCCAUGCCGUUUUUUCCUCGUGAAAAUUAACAAAUGUUUUGAUCUUUUUAUGGCCUCACAGCUAAUUUACCACACAAACAAACAUCACAUGCAGAAAGACAUAUUACAUGCCUGUGAAUAAAUGGUUAUCUGGAUGGCAAUUCGUUUUUCGUUUUAUUUCGUGUCAUCACAGUAAAUUAGCUGGCUCAUGAAGAUGAUCAACAGCUCGGGACACAAGAAUAAUCGAUCAAAUGUCUGGUAGAAUACGCAAAUUGACUUCAAAAGCUAUGGCGAACUAUGUCGAGAAGGUUAAAAAAUUGGAGAAAAACUUUGAAGAAAAAUCAGCAGCAAUUGAGAAGUUACUACAGGUGGAUAUUUAUUUAUGUGACAUUGACAAUCUUGAGAAGGAUUUGAGUGAUAAAUUGGAUGCUUUUCACAAUGAAAGUGAAAAAUUCAAAGAAUACUUGGAAACUAUAAAAACUGAUGAAUCUUUGAAACGCUUAAGUGAACUUACUGCUGAUCGUGAUAAACUUGUUCAUGAUGUUACAAAAUUUAAAGACAAAGUAACACAAUGGAAUCAAAUUAAAAGAAAUUCACUGUUUUCACCGGCUCGAAGUGUUGUCUCACAACAUUCAACUACAUCAUCAGCUAAAGCACGUGUAGCAGCAGCUAAAGCAAAAUUACGUUAUGCUGAAAUGGAAGCAAAAUUAAGAAAAGAGAAAGCUGAAUUGGAAGAAAAACAUGCCAUUGAAUCUGCCGCAGUUAAAAGACAACAAGAAACACUUGACAUUGACAUUGAUCUAGUUAAGCAACAAAGUGCGUUUGCUGAAAUUGAAGCAGAAGUUGAUGAGAAUGACUCUAAUGAUUGUAAAAGUGUAGAUUCAAUUAAAAUUCCAACAAGUAAAUUUAUAACAACACAAACACAAGUUAAAAGUGAAAUUAGACAGAACAUGCCACAAAAAGUUGGAACACAAGUCACAGGUGGUAUAAAUCAGGAGGUUACCAAAUUUUUAUUACGAAAAGAUUUUACUAUGUCAAGACUGACACACUACAAUGACAAACCGGAAGAUUAUGAAUCAUGGAAAAACAGUUUCAUUAGUGUAUGUCAAGAAAUGGAUGUGUCGCCAAAUGAAGAAUUGGAUUUAUUGGUGAAAUGGCUUGGACCAACUUCACAAAAACAUGCCUUAAAUAUUAGAUCCGCGCAUUCUCAUGACCCAAUUACAGGUUUAGAAAGAACAUGGGACAGAUUAAAUGAACGAUAUGGAACUGUUGAUAUUGUACACAAGUCGAUAUUGCAAAAACUUGAUAGGUUUCCUAAAAUCUUGGCCAAAGACAGUGAAAAACUAUAUGAAUUGUCAGAUAUUCUCUGGGAAAUUCAAGCAUUAAAACAAAAUCCUAGUUACGCACUAGCUCUCUCAUACUUUGACACUAGUGUAGGAGUAAAUCCUAUUGUGAGUAAACUUCCACACUUUCUACAAGAGAAAUGGAUCUACGAAGCAAGUAGACAUAAACAAUUUCAUGAUCAAAUUUAUCCAACAUUUGACGUCUUCGUGAAUUUCUUACAUCUACAAGCAAAGAUUCGUAAUGACCCAAGUCUCAUUUCUCCUUUGAACGAUGUGCAAAAAACUUCCAGUCCAGAUAUAAAAUCUAGGUCGAAAAAUGCUGUAUGGAACAGGAAGACUGAUGUAGACAGUAAUACGGACACUAAAUUAGGAAUAAGCCGUGUGAACAAUCAAGGUGAUACAACGUGUACAUUUUGUCCUAUACACAAAUCAACUAGUCACAAUCUAGAAAAUUGUCGAACAUUUCUUGCCAAACAAUACAAUGAUAGAAGGCAAUAUAUAAUUAAUGAAAAAUUAUGUUUUAAGUGCUUUAAAGCAAAUCACUUGUCAAAAAACUGCAGAGAAUACAUAUCUUGUAGUAAGUGCAAGAAAAGGCACAAUACUUUGAUGCAUAAAGACUUUGAAACUGGUGAAUUACAGAAUCAUGGCGGGGAGGCUGACUCAAAUAACAAUAUUAAAGUUUCCACAUCGUGUAUGGAAGUUUGCGGAAAUGAAAACUUCUCCGGUCGCUCAUGUGCCAAAGUUUGUUUAGUACGGGUAUCAAGUAAGGAGUCAAAGAGGUCAAUGUUAGCUUAUGCCAUUAUAGACGAUCAAAGCAAUAGAUCAUUAGCAAAGUCAGUUGUAUUUGAAAGGUUAAAGUUACCAGCUACUGAGAUAGAAUACACAAUAAAUAGUUGUACAGGACAGAAGGUGAAGUAUGGGAAAGUUGCAGAUUGUGUUAUCCAAUCGCAUUGUGGCCAACAAACUUUUGAAUUGAAAAAUCUAUUAGAGUGUGAAGACAUUCCUGAUCUAAGACAUGAAAUUCCAACACCGGAAGUGGCUCAAAAUCAUCCACAUCUCGCACAUAUAGCCAAUUACAUACCUACUCUAAACGCAGCAGAUAUAUGUAUUCUUAUUGGAAGAGAUUUAAUUGAAGCACAUCAUGUUCUUGACCAGAAGUUCGGACCAAAAGGAUCUCCAUAUGCGCAAAAACUUCCAUUAGGAUGGGUCAUUGUAGGAGAAGUUUGUGUUGGCACCCACAAGCCAAAUAUUGUAACAGUUAACAAACUUUUUCUUUUGUCAAAUGGUAGAGAAUCUAAUUUUGAACCGUGUCCAAACAUUAAAUUAGUAAAAGAAUGUACCGAUGACCAGAUCUUUAGGAGGUAUAACGAUGAUGAAGAAUUGGCAUAUUCAGUGAUCGACAAGCAAUUUAUUGACAUCAUGGACAACAACGUUAAAAAAGUAGACAAUAAAUGGUCGGCACCUCUUCCGUUUCAUCAACAGAGAGCUCGUUUACCAAAUAAUUUUGAUUAUGCGUUACAUAGAGCAAAACUUUUUGCAGCAAAUCUAUCAAGAAAUCCGACUAAACAAAUUCAAGUGUUUGAUUUCAUGGGAAAGUUAAUUGAUGAUGGUCACGCGGAAAUAGCUCCAAAAUUAGAUCUAGACAAAGAACGUUGGUAUCUUCCAGUUUUUGGCGUUUACCAUCCACAUAAACCAGAUCAAGUAAGGUGUGUGUUUGACUCGUCAGCUGUGUACAAAGAUGUUUCAUUAAAUAAAGUACUGUUACAUGGUCCAGAUUUAACGAACAAUCUAUUAGGAAUACUUCUGCGAUUUCGAAAAAUGCCAGUUGCUAUUAUGGCAGAUAUAAAACAGAUGUUUUAUUGCUUUAGCGUCCAUAAGGAACAUCGAGAUUACCUAAGAUUUUUCUGGCAUGAAGGAAACAACCCAGAUAAACCUCUUAUAGAAUACAGGAUGACAGUACAUGUGUUUGGAAAUAGUCCGUCACCUGCAAUUGCCACAUAUUGCCUAAGGAAAUCUGUAGAAACUGCAGAUGCUGAAAUUCAGAAUUUCGUAUAUAAAGACUUUUAUGUCGAUGAUGCUUUGAUCUCUCGUCAAAACGAAAAUGAAGCUGUUAGCCUUAUCAAAAGAACACAAGAAGUUAUGUCUGAAAGCAACAUAGUGUUACACAAAAUAGCAUCAAACAGUCCAAAAGUAGUUUCAGAAUUUGAUUCGGAUGAGCUUUCCAAAGAUCUGAAAGACAUUAAUUUAAAACACGAAGCAUUACCUGUACAAAGAAGUCUCGGACUCUUGUGGAAUAUGAGUGAAGAUAGGUUUGUUUUUGAUGUAGUAGCUGACAAUAAACCAUUUACAAGACGCGGAGUCUUAUCGAUAGUGAACAGUAUAUUUGACCCCAUUGGCUUCUUAGCGCCAGUAAGUGUAAAAGGAAAAAUCAUUCUAAGAAAGUUGAUGUCAGAGACCAGUGAUUGGGAUGAACAAUUACCAAUGACUAGAAUAGGUGAAUGGAACGCCUGGAAAGACUCUUUAGUACAACUUAACAAGAUAUACAUCCCACGAUGUUAUUCAAAAACGUCACUGAAGGAAGCUUCACAAGUAAAUUUACUUACAUUUUGUGAUGCUUCAGAACUUGCCAUCGCCGCUGUAGCUUACAUGGUUGUUCAUUUCCAAAAUUGGACACGCACAUCUUGCUUCAUUUUAGGAAAAGCAAAGGUAGCACCAUCAAGUGGACAUACCAUGCCUAGACUCGAGUUGUGUGCAGCAGUAUUAGCAGUACAGGUAGCAAGAACAGUACAAGUAAAUAUAGACAUACCCAUAGAUUGUUUUCGAUAUUACACAGAUAGUAAGAUCGUGCUCGGUUAUAUUCAUAACUCCACCAGACGUUUCACUCGGUACGUAAGCAAUCGAGUAGAAGUUAUUAAGAGAGAUUCUUCUCCAGAACAGUGGAGAUACGUGUCUACACAGAUGAAUCCUGCAGAUGUAGGGACACGGGGUAUACAAGCGGACAAACUACAAGAAAGUAAAUGGCUAAAUGGACCGCCAGAUUCGAUCAUGUUCAGUGAUGUUGAGCAACAAACAAUAGAUUUUGAAUUAAUCAAACCGGACGAAGACAAGGAAGUGAAAAAAGAAGUAAAUGUUAACCUUUCGGUUGUAAAAAGUUUCAAACACCUUGGAUCUCAAAGAUUUACAAGGUUCUCAUCAUGGAAAAGACUUGUGACAGCCAUAGCAUUACUUAAGAAGAAAAUAUGUAUGACAAAUGAACAUAAUCUCAAGGACGUGAUCGAUAAACAAGAAGAAGCCAAAAGGUUGAUUCUAAGAGAAUGUCAGAUAGAUGCAUAUGCCGAAGAACACCAGUGUUUAGCUGAAGGUAAACUUUUGCCCAAAAGAAGUAGCAUUCUGAAGCUCAACCCAUACAUUGAUGAACAUGGACUUCUCCGAGUAGGUGGACGUUUGAAGAAUUGUAACAUUAUACAGUCACUAGAGAAAAAUCCAGUAAUUAUACCCAGAAAACACCAUAUUGCUACUCUACUUACAAGACAUUUCCAUGAAAGUGUAUUUCAUCAGGGACGUCAUUUCACUGAAGGCGCUAUACGUGCAGCAGGCUUUUGGAUUAUAGGUUCUAAACGACUGGUUUCAAGUCUCAUUCAUGACUGUGUUUUUUGUCGAAGAUAUCGUGGUAAAUUUGAACGACAACAGAUGGCUGACCUACCAAGUGAUCGUAUUGAGCAAUCGCCACCUUUUACAUACGUAGGCGUAGAUAUGUUCGGACCUUUUUAUGUUGUGACUCGUAAGACAAGAAGCACUAAAGUAAACAUUAAACGAUGGGCAAUUUUAUUCACAUGUUUGUGCAUUCGUGCGGUACACAUUGAAGUAGUUGAAGACAUGUCUGCUUCGUCAUUUCUGAAUGCUCUCAGAAGGUUCAUAUCCAUUAGAGGAAAAGUAAAGCAGUUCAGGUCAGAUAGGGGAACCAAUUUUGUCGGUGCAACUGAAGAUGCUGGAAUCAACGCAGUAAAUGUAGAAGAUCAAGUUUUGAAAAGUUUUUUAUUGAAUUCCGGAACAACUUGGUUAUUCAAUUCACCACACAGUUCUCAUAUGGGUGGCGCAUGGGAACGAAUGAUUGGGACUGUUAGAAGAAUUUUAGACAAUAUGUUGGUUAAAAUUGAUAAUUUGACGCAUGAAAUGUUAGUAACAUUUAUGGCAGAAGUCUCUGCGAUUGUGAAUUCUAGACCACUAAUUCCAGUUUCAUACGACUCGGAAAUUCCAGAGAUACUUACUCCAAAUACUCUUUUAACACAAAAAAUGAGUGCUGACAUUCAGGAGACUAGAGUUCUUAACACUAAAGACUUGUAUAAAGCUCAAUGGUUACGUGUACGACAUUUGGCUGAUACAUUUUGGAAAAGAUGGAAACGCGACUAUUUACAUACAUUACAAAUAAGACAAAAAUGGAACACUAAGUCAGAAAAUAUCGCGGUAGGAGAUAUUGUUGUAAUGAGAGACCAAGUGACAGGCAGAAUGGAUUGGCCUAUUGGACGUGUUUUAGAAACAUAUACAAGUGAUGACGGACUUGUUCGUAAAGUGAAAAUUCGCGUUCACAGAGAAGGAAAAUUGUCAGAUUAUAUUCGACCAAUUGUAGAAGUUGUUUUACUUAUGAAAUGUAACUGAACAUUGACAGUUGAAAGUUGUGUGGAUUGUAGAUUAAUAGAGUUCUAAAUACAAAUGUGAACUGACUUUAUUUUAGCAAGUAUAUGUUAUUUGUAUAAAAAUUUGUGUACAGUUAUAAAUGUAUUUGAGGGAUUUUUUGUAUUUCAGUUUUUUUUACUUCAAUUGCGGUAACAAACACUUUUAACGUUUUCAGUUUUAAUUCUGUUAAAGUUGAAGGGUUUUGGUUUUUCUAACAUCUUAUGAUUUGAAGGCUUCCUAGAGUCAGUAUUCUGGAUAUAUUGGUAAAGAAAUGUAUUUGUUCGCAGUUAAAAAUGUUCAUAUAAGACAUGAAAAAAUAAUUGAUUUAAUUAGUUACUGCAUUGUAUAGUUUUAUUUCACUAUAUGUAAAACAAAAAUGUUUUAAGGCUUUUGAAUGAAUGAAAAUUGUUUGAAAUGUUAUUUUAAUGCAAAUGUACAAAAUUUGAAAUUUUUUAAGGUAUUUGUACCAUUGUUGUAAAUAAGGUUUAAGGUUGCUGAUCCAUUUUUGAAUUUAAUUUUUCUAUAAUGAUAUUUUUGGUCUAAAAUAUCAGACGGGGAGUGUAAUGGAACUUUCCGUUUAUUACUUUCCAUUGAUUCUUUUCGUUACUUUUCGUUUAAAAGAAAUUUUCGUUUAAAGCCAUGCCGUUUUUUCCUCGUGAAAAUUAACAAAUGUUUUGAUCUUUUUAUGGCCUCACAGCGUAAGUUUAUAAACAUUAAUGGUUUAAUUUAGAAGUUUACCAUAUAAUGUGUCAUUUUAUAGCCGUAUUUUGUGUGCAUUCUUCGUAUUAUUUGCAAUAGAAGCUUUGCAAGUUUCCUCGAAUUUCGUACCUAAAAUUUUCGUACUUGUAUUUUUGUAUCGAGACUACAUGAUUGUAAUGUCGUAUUCUUAAUGUUAAAAGAUUAUAUUAUGAGGGUUCGAUGCUAAUAUAUCGUAAUGUUUGCUCUGUAAUAUCGCAUUUAUAAUAUUCUUUCAUACAAUUUAGAAAUCUCGUUGUUUUGUAAUAAUAAGAAGUUAUAUGUAUUUUUUUUUUCUUUUAUUUACAGUAAUUUACCACACAAACAAACAUCACAUGCAGAAAGACAUAUUACAUGCCUGUGAAUAAAUGGUUAUCUGGAUGGCAAUUCGUUUUUCGUUUUAUUUCGUGUCA
Molecule: messenger RNA, 7211 nt
Organism: Ruditapes philippinarum (Manila clam)
Lineage: Eukaryota; Metazoa; Mollusca; Bivalvia; Venerida; Veneridae
Exons: 2
Coding region: 298-6045 (1915 amino acids)
Biological process (GO): DNA integration
Molecular function (GO): nucleic acid binding; zinc ion binding
Source: RefSeq, a predicted model, not a curated record